This is a messenger RNA of Bactrocera tryoni, 756 nucleotides long. RefSeq names its product alpha/beta-gliadin. NCBI's taxonomy places the organism in Eukaryota, Metazoa, Arthropoda, Insecta, Diptera, Tephritidae. The coding region runs from base 1 to 756 and encodes 251 amino acids. The record is from RefSeq and is a predicted model, not a curated record. The transcript has a single exon.
AUGUUCCACAAGACCGCCAUUUUAUUACUAGUUUUGGCCGUGGCCUUUGCGCAUGCAGAGCCACCACGCUUCCGCCAACGCAAUAGCCGUCUACAGCAACGCAGACCGUUUUUCGCACGUCAGGAGUCGGUGCCGUCAGCACCAGAACAGCCAGAGCUUGCACCCUACCCCUCAGCCGAUGAAUUGAAGCCGGAAAAUCCCUUCCAAGCGGAGGAAGAAGUGGAACCCGAGUUGGUUUACGGUCCACCUGACCCUACCUACGGACCGCCAUUGCCCGCAACAGAUCCCUUGCCCGUAGUAGAUGCACCAGCAGAAUUUGCGCCCAAUCCUGAAGCCGAAGAGUUCGCACGUCUGACCGUGGCGCGUCCCUCGCGUUUCCAACAGCGUCCCAAGCAACAAACAGCUCAAUUACAACUUGUGCAGAAAUCUCAACGCCUGCAACAGAAAAAGCCACAACAAAAAGCCAUCAUUAAGCAGAUCGUUAACGCACCCCAGCAGAAAGCGACCAUUAAGCAAGUAGUGAGCACACAACGUUUGGUAGCAAAGCCUGCGCCUGCCGCGACAGUGGUUGUGGCAGCACCCGCUGUGGCGUCGGCGCCAGCUAUUGCACCCAGCAAGGUGGUGAUCAGUUCGGAACGUCUAGUGCAGGUGGAACCGGCGCCACUUUUCAGCGCCUCCCUUGGUACGCCACUCGGCGAGUCUUACGUAGUGAUCAAUUCGCCAUUCGCGUUAACCUCACAUUACCAGUCGUGGUAG